This is a messenger RNA of Gilbertella persicaria, 1652 nucleotides long. Its product is annotated as S-methyl-5-thioribose-1-phosphate isomerase. The record is from RefSeq and is a predicted model, not a curated record. Bases 217 to 1341 code for a protein of 374 amino acids. Gene Ontology annotation, molecular function: S-methyl-5-thioribose-1-phosphate isomerase activity. The transcript has 3 exons. Lineage: Eukaryota; Fungi; Mucoromycota; Mucoromycetes; Mucorales; Choanephoraceae.
UCAAGAUUCUAUCAUAAGCCUGAUACUCAUGGAGUCAAAUUAUUUAAGAAUCGCGACUGAUUGAUAUCAGAUAAGACUAUUAUCUCAAAUCUCGAUCUGCUCAACUUCCAAGAGGUCAACAAGACCAAGGAUUGUAGACAAGAUCCGUCUAGCAAAUUCCAUCAUUUUUAUAGGUGCGAGCAAAAAAAAAAGAAAGGUACAUUGUUAGAUCUUGUCAUGAGCACCAACAGUAAGACACUUGAAGCUAUUAAAUACACUCGAGGCAACUUGAGUAUCCUCAACCAACUUGUAUUGCCUCACGAAACUCUUUUUGAAACUGUUUUGAACGUUCAAAAUGGUCAUGCAGCCAUCAAGACCAUGAAAACCCGUGGUGCUCCUGCAAUUGCUAUUGUGGCUGCUUUAUCCCUUGCUGUGGAUGUACACACUCGUUCUGAAAAUGGUGAAUUUAAGACUGUGGACGAAGUAGUUCAAUUCUUGCACGAAUCCCUUGAGUAUCUCAAGACAUCUCGUCCUACAGCUGUAAACUUAUUUGAUGCUGCUGCUAAAUUAGAAAACUUGAUUCAACAAACAGCCCAAUCAACUCAAGAUCCUCAAGUCGUUGUGAAUGCUUAUAUUGAAGCUGCUGAACAAAUGUUGGUAGACGAUGUGAAGGAUAACAAGAACAUUGGUCAAUUUGGCGCUGAUUAUAUUGUCCAAAACGUCAAGGAUAAAGAGAACAUUAGUGUCUUGACACACUGUAACACAGGUUCUUUGGCUACUGCUGGAUGGGGUACUGCUUUAGGUAUCAUUCGUGAUCUUCACAAGAACGGCAACCUCAAACAUGCUUAUUGUACUGAAACCCGUCCUUAUAACCAAGGCUCUCGUUUGACUGCUUAUGAAUUGGUCUAUGAAGAUAUUCCUGCUACUUUGAUUUGUGACAACAUGGCUUCUGCUUUGUUGAAGCAAAACCCCAAUGUGCAAGCUAUUAUUGUAGGUGCCGAUCGUGUGGCUGCUAAUGGUGAUACAGCCAACAAGAUUGGUACUUACCAACUUGCUAUUACAGCCAAGCAUCAUGGCAUCUUGUUUAUUGUCGCUGCUCCCUCUACCUCAAUUGAUCUCAAGACAAAGACAGGCGAUGACAUUGUGAUUGAACAACGUCCUGCUGAAGAAUUGGUGAUUGUGAAUGGUAUUCGUGUCCAAGACAACGAACCUACUUCUGUCCGUACAGCAGCAGACAAGAUUGGUGUUUGGAAUCCUAGUUUCGAUGUCACACCUGCUCAUUUGAUCUCUGCUAUUGUUACUGAACAAGGUGUUGCUACCAAAAACGGCGAUGUGUAUGAUAUGGCUUCAUUUUUAAAGUAAAAUAAAAAAAAGGCUUUUUAUUUCUUUUUUUAUUUUUCUCAUGUUAUUUAACGGAGACGACGAGCUUCACGUUCAGAUUCCAAAAGACAGAGAAUGUCAUUUUCACGGACAGGACCCUUAACGUUACGGAUGAUGGAACGGUUGGUGUCAUCCAUGAAUUCAACGCGGACUUGAGUAACACCACCACGAGAACCAGUACGGCCAAGAACCUUUGUAACUCUGGCAAGCUUAACGGGAGUCUUUGAGGAGUCCUAUAGAGAAUACAUGUUUAAUACAGUGUUGCUUUGAGUCAUUGCGUAUCAAUCAUGAUG